Diabrotica virgifera virgifera (western corn rootworm) is the source of this 882-nucleotide messenger RNA. RefSeq lists its product as uncharacterized. Lineage: Eukaryota; Metazoa; Arthropoda; Insecta; Coleoptera; Chrysomelidae. The record is from RefSeq and is a predicted model, not a curated record. The transcript has 2 exons. The coding region runs from base 172 to 588 and encodes 138 amino acids.
CGAAGGUGUGUGCACGCAUCAAAUCAGAUUUAAUUUUAGUUGGCGCUGUUUAGCUGACUUUUACGCUCAAAAUCAUACCAAAUAAUUUGAAUUGAUUCCCUUUUGUUGGUUUAAUUUGUGUUUUUUCCUGAUUGAUUUCGUGUUGCAUCCGUUUUGUUGAAAUCGAUAAAGAUGUCGAAUCGAGCACGCUUAUUACUGAAUAUGGCCUUAAACAAAAAUCGAAUUAGUAGAAGUAAUGCAGUGAGUCCAGAUAACCUUUUGCAUAAUAACACAGACAAGUUAAGCGAUAAUUUUUACUCAAAAUCCACGCCAUCACAAGAAGACAUGCAGAAUUUGUGUUCAGAGCCAUCAACAUACACAACCAAUACUGACGAUAAAUUACAUUCUUAUCAUACACCCCAGCUAUCUCCACAAAGAACAGAAGAUGAAAGUGAAAUUGACGAUUCAGAUAACGAUCCCGAUUUCAAAGUAACCCCCCGAAAAAAAGGCGUUUGGUUUUUCCAGCUAUCGUGCGACGAUCUUCUUCGUCUUCUACAUCAACCAGUAGCAGCAGUAGUUCUUGUGCGAGCGAUUGCACUGAGUGCCUAAAUAACCAGAAUUCCCUCAAACAACUCAAAAUAAUUCAACAAAAGAAGAACAAAUGAAAAUAUCAAAGAAAAGAUACGAAAUUAAAAUCAACAAAACAGGUGCAACUAAAAUUUUGAAUUUAAUCUUUUAAUAUUGCAUCUAGUUUAACCGGUACUAGAGAAAAUUAAAGAAAUAGCACUAAUGUACUAUGCUAUGCUUUUAAAAUACGGUAAAAUUAAUCAUCACAAAAAUUUGUGUUUUUUUGCGUUUCUCAAAAAUAACAUUUUUUGAGUUAACUCUCUUUAGUGCCCGGGG